This is a messenger RNA of Athalia rosae (coleseed sawfly), 1335 nucleotides long. RefSeq lists its product as uncharacterized. Gene Ontology annotation, biological process: deoxyribonucleotide biosynthetic process. The transcript has a single exon. Gene Ontology annotation, molecular function: ribonucleoside-diphosphate reductase activity, thioredoxin disulfide as acceptor. Gene Ontology annotation, cellular component: cytosol. The coding region runs from base 1 to 1335 and encodes 444 amino acids. The record is from RefSeq and is a predicted model, not a curated record. NCBI's taxonomy places the organism in Eukaryota, Metazoa, Arthropoda, Insecta, Hymenoptera, Athaliidae.
AUGGCCUACCUACACGCUCAUUCGUGCGAGUGUUUGAAAUCGGAGCUCGACUUGUUCACUCUACCGCCUACGCAGACGACGAUAGAGGGUGGGCAGUGGGUGCAUUACAAGCCGGUGUCGUCUCUCACCGACGACUCACCGAUCGAAUUCAUGGUUCCGGGGCUGAGCGACGAGUACCUCGACCUGUCGCACACGAUGCUCAGUCUGCGAGUCAGUAUGCCGCCUUUGGAUGGGGUGCAGCUGGUGAGCUCGGACGGUAAGACCCCGACAGCGGCGGCGAUCGCAGCUCCUGUGAACAACCUGUUGCACUCGUUGUUCAGUCAAGUGGACGUCUUCUUCAAUCAAAAACUCGUCUCCCCGGCCAACAACGCGUACGCGUACAGAGCAUACAUGGAGACUCUGUUGAAUUACAACAAUACGGCCAAAAAUUCGCAUCUGACGACCACGCUGUGGUACGGGGAUACCGCCGGCAGAAUGGACGAUCUUGGUGCCGGUAAUAAGGGUUUCGCAGAGCGCGAACGAUUAUUCAAAAACGGCUCCAGCGUUGAUUUAUUGGGACACCUUCAUUGCGACGUGUUCAAUCAGGAGAAAUUCCUUCUAAACGGCGUGGAGUUGCGAUUGCGUCUGGUGAGAUCGCGGGACGCCUUCUGCAUCAUGGAAACCACCAACGCUCACACGAUGCACAUUUUAGAGGCCACUCUGCUCGUUCGACGAGUCACGAUAAACCCCGGCGUGUUGUUGGCGCACGCCAGAGCUCUGGCGAAAGGGACGGCCAAGUAUCCGCUCACCAGGGUCGAGGUCAAGGCAAUGACGAUUCACGGCGGGGUGCACGGCGAAACGUUGGACAACGUGUUUCUCUGCCAGCUGCCGAAGAGAAUAAUCAUCGGAUUCGUCGAUAACAAGGCCUUCAACGGCGACCGAACGCGCAACCCGUUCAAUUUUCAACAUUUUAAAACCAACUUUCUGUCUCUGUACGUCGACGGCCAGCAAAUACCCUCGAAACCCCUGCAACCGGACUUUACGAAAUCAAGAUUAUACGUGGACGCGUACCAAACGUUGUUUUCCGGAACUGGCAUUCAUUUUCUGAACGAGGGAAACGGAAUCAGCCGGGCGGACUACCCCUACGGUUAUUGUCUGACCGCGUUCGAUCUCACACCCGAUUUAUCGGCGAACAGCAACACGCAUUGGAAUUUGGUCAGACACGGCAGCGUUCGAAUAGAGGUACGUUUCGAAGAGGCGCUCGAGAAGACGAUAAACUGCGUCGUGUACGCAGAAUUCGACAAUAUUUUGGAAAUUGAUUCGAGUCGUCAAGUUAUCGUGGAUUUCGGUGGCUGA